AGUGCGCGCUACCAGCAGAGGGGCGGAUCGGUUCAAUUUUAAAUUUAAAGUGAUAGCUAGCACAAUGUUACAUGUUACAUGCAACAUUCAGUAGUUAACAACAUUGUGUUGUACAGAAGCUAUCUGUAGAAAUGAAUGAGCACAAUUUGGCAUGGAGUAACUGAAUGGGACGUCAGAGUUGAUGAUGUCAAAACUGUCUCUGGCAGGAAAGCAGUCCUCUGGAAAAAUAAAGAGCUGGGUGGAACCAUCAUUUGGUGAAUUUUUGGGAGGUUCGGUAGUGAAAAGGACCUUGAAUAAAGGACCACUUUCAGGGGAAAGCAAGACUUCCAGGUGGUCUUCUACCAGGGAACAAACAGGAAAAACAUCCAGGAAAGGGAAAGUAGAUGUGUCCGACAACGAAACCAGUGUACAAAGUGAAGCGUUGAAAACAGACCAACAUGAACCCUGGGUGGAUAUGCAUGCUCCCCAAUCACAGGCUGAAUUGGCAAUCCACAAAAAGAAAGUCGAGGAAGUUGAAAGCUGGUUGAGAGUUCAUUUGGACAAAUCAAUAAAGGGUGGCGCCAUUCUGUUGCUCACUGGCCCCUCUGGAUGUGGGAAGACUGCCACUGUUCAAGUUCUUGCCAAGGAUUUGGGUUUUCAGAUCCAAGAGUGGUCUAAUCCCUCCACCACCUCUCAGUACAAAGCAGAGGAUAUGUUCACAGAAAGCUUUGAUCCAGAGUCAAGGUUUAAUCGUUUCCAUGGCAGCUCGCAGACAGGGUUAUUCCAAGAGUUCCUGCUGAGAGCCAAUAAAUACAACCGUCUACAAAUGAGUGGAGAGAAACUGUCUGAAGACAGAAAAAUCAUUCUUAUAGAGGAAUUUCCAAACCAGUUCUAUAGGCAUCCAGGGUGCUUGCAUGAUAUACUCAGACAGUUUAGUAAGACUGGCCGGUGCCCUCUGGUCUUUAUUGUGUCUGAUAGCCUAAGUGGGGACAAGAACUCUAGACUUCUCUUUAAGGAAGUUCUGCAUGAACUCAAAAUUCACAAUAUUUGUUUUAACCCUGUGUCCCCCACCAGCAUGAUGAAGGUUCUAAGCUGUAUCGUGACCAUCGAGGCAAGAAAGAGUUCAUGCAGGAUCUCUCUUCCUGAUAAAACUGCUUUAGAGUUUCUCUGCUCUGGAAGCUCAGGAGAUAUUCGCAGUGCCAUCAACAGUUUGCAGUUUUCCUCAUUCACUGGAUCAGACAAUUGUCUGGAGAAGACCCUCUGGGCUUCGAAGAAGAGCAAGUCCUCCUCCGUAAAAACUGCUGUAAGGGCAAAGGGGAGGAGCAAAUCUUCCACAUGCAUGCAGGCUGAAAGCCCAGCUAUUGGAGGGAAAGAUGCCUCACUUUUCCUCUUCAGAGCUUUAGGGAAAAUCCUCUACUGCAAACGUGAAAGCGAUGAAAGUUCCCAAGCACCCAAGCUGCCUCCACACCUAACAGAGCAUCAGAGGGACAAACUGCUUGUUGAUCCAGAACUUGUUAUUGAGCGUUCUCACAUGUCUGGUGAGUUCUUCAACCUUUACCUGCAUCAGAACUACCUCGACUUCUUCUCUGACGUGGAGGAUAUAGCACGGGCCAGCGAGUACCUCUCUGAUGCUGACUUCCUGACAGCAGAAUGGAGUUCAAGGUCUACCAUGUUGGAGUAUGGAUCAUCAGUGGCCACUAGAGGGCUUAUGCACUCCAACUCUUCCAGAGCACAAGCCAGCAGCCAGUCCACAACCGGUUUCAAGCCUCUUCAUAAACCCCAUUGGUUAUACAUAAACAAGAUGUAUCGAGAGAAUUACAUGACUGCACAUUCACUCUUCAUAAAUUUCUGCCUUACCCCUGUGAGCCUCCUGACAGAACUGGUGCCUUACCUUGCAAAGCUCACUAAUCCACUGAGGAAUCAAGCUCAGAUAACCUUCAUCCAAAAUGUUGGUCAUCUUUCUCAAAGGAGGGUUCCUGGCAGUUCAAAUAUCAUUCUUGGCAGGCUGAGACUUGAAGCACUUGGUGACAAAGACCCUGGCAUUUUGGAUACUGAAAGUGACAAUGAAGACACUUCUGGUGCUCAGUCUCUUGACCCAGGUACCACAUCAGGAAAUGCCACAACUGAGUCUAAUCUUCCAAACAACCAGGAUCCUUCCGGGGAAAUUUCUGCUAGCCAGCCCCAACUCACAAGCACUGAAGCCUUUCUAGAUGAGGAAGACCUCUUGAUUGAGGAAUUUGACAGUGAUUGACCAAUCACCUGUCAUGAUUUAAAUGUACUUAUUUAAUGUCACUCACUGCCUUGAUGCAAUUGUUGUACCUCUAGGUCACAGUUUUUUCUUUAUUUUAAGAUGGAAAUUAUUAGUUAGUUUUUGAUAUUUUGUGCUUCAACGCAAUGUGCUGCUGUUGACAAUUGUUUAUAUGUUCUUGUGGUGAAACAUUUGUCUCAUGUACACUGUUUCUCAGCAGUUUGUUCUAAGGGUAUUAGUGAAAGUGUCUGUAAAUCUAGAAGAUCGUACAUUUACAGCCAUAAUUAAAGCUUUUAUGUUGUCGCAGUAUAACAUAAAAAUGCUCUGGGACUGAAAAGUAGACAUAUCUACACUUCGGUUUAAGAAGUGAUUGCAAUAAAUCAAUGUUUGCAACUUC
Molecule: messenger RNA, 2624 nt
Organism: Myxocyprinus asiaticus (Chinese sucker)
Lineage: Eukaryota; Metazoa; Chordata; Actinopteri; Cypriniformes; Catostomidae
Product: cell cycle checkpoint protein RAD17-like
Exons: 17
Coding region: 182-2230 (682 amino acids)
Biological process (GO): DNA repair; mitotic DNA replication checkpoint signaling; DNA damage checkpoint signaling
Cellular component (GO): nucleus; Rad17 RFC-like complex
Molecular function (GO): DNA clamp loader activity; chromatin binding; ATP hydrolysis activity
Source: RefSeq, a predicted model, not a curated record